GUGAGUGAGUGAGAGUGAGAGUGGGAGGGAGGGCGGCAGUCAGAAACAAGCAAACUAAUUCUCACCGAAGAACAGACAGUCGUGCCAGAGCUGUGGCUGCGAUUAGUUCACCUCUCUGACGCUCUUUGUAGACCAACAGAGAAACGUUUUAUUCCCCCCCUCCCUCCCCCUCUCGAGUCCAGGUACCAAGUAGGACCAGAGUUUCCAUUUUGGAUAAAGAGGACUCCAAACACACACUUCUCCAAGCCGCGACAACUCAAGGUGAAUGCCGUCAUGCCAUUUGGAUGCCUUGCCCUGCGAGAUGGGCGGACUUACGAUAGCAUGUCUGAUGUCACAGACAAAUAUGAGAUUGGACAAGUCCUCCGAGCGAAGGAGUUCUGUGAGUUGUGCCUGGCUAAGGACAGACAGACAGACAAGGUGUUUGUCUGCAAGAAAUUCCUCAAGAAAGACGGCAGGAAAGUCCGCAAGGCUGCCAAGAACGAAAUCAUGAUCCUGAAAUUGGUCAACCACCCAAACAUCCUUCAACUGAUAGACACAUUUGAGACCCGGAAAGAAUACUUCAUCAUCCAGGAACUUGCCACGGGAGGAGAUGUAUUCGACUGGAUUCUGGACCAAGGGAAUUACACAGAGAGAGAUGCCUCCAAUGUCAUCAGACAAGUCCUGGAGGCUGUGGCAUACUUACACUCUCUCAACAUAGUUCACAGGAACCUGAAGCUGGAAAACCUGAUGUACUAUACAGAAAACAACCACAACAAAGUAGUUCUGCGAGAUUUCUACCUGUCCAGGUUUGAGAACGGGCCUAUCACAGAGCCUUGUGGAACACCAGAAUACCUGGCUCCUGAAGUGGUGGCACGUCACCGAUAUGGUCGUCCUGUGGACUGCUGGGCUGUUGGUGUCAUUAUGUUCAUACUAUUAUCAGGUAACCCUCCUUUUUAUGAUGAGACAGAGGAGGAGAACACAGAUCUACAUAAUCGCAUUAUCUUCUGUCGCAUUGUUGCUGGUGACUUUGAGUUUGAUUCGCCGUACUGGGAUGACAUUUCACCUGCAGCUAAAGAGCUUGUCUGUCGACUCAUGGAGGUGGAUCAGAUGCUGAGAAUCACGGCGCAGGAUGCACUUUGGCAUGAAUGGAUUGCGGGAAAUGGUGCAUCAGAGAAGAACCUAAAGGAUGGUGUGUGUGCCCAGUUUGAGAAGAACUUUGCAAAGGCCAAAUGGCGGAAAGCGAUCCGUGUCACCACCUUUAUGCAACGCUUGAAGAAUUCAGAGGCACUGACCGACAGUUCAGCUGAGGUCCAGGGCAGUGAAGAGGCAGGAGAUGGUGAAGGGGGUGUAUCCCAAGGAACAAGUGAUGAGGGAGACAAAGGGACAAGUGAUGGGGGGGUGACGUCAAGUAGUGUGUCUUUAGAGGUUACUGUUGAAAGUACACCGCCAGGUAUGGACCAGGAUGAGGAGAGGGGUAAGGAUGAAGAGAACUGGCCCAUUGGCCCAUCUGUAGGGAUUUCCCCAUCAGAUAUGCAAGAGCCUCUCUGUCAACAAAGCCAGUCAAUUACAGACCCCAAAAUCACACAGGAGCAGCCUGACAAAGUUGGUGCAAAGAAAGCAGCCAGUGAUGGAACCAGAAAAAUGGCUGCCAAUUUGGGUCAAAAUAAAGCUGUUCCAGAGUCCAAACUGUCCCCAAUGAUGAUGCCUGGCCCAUCUAUGCUGUCAGAAGGUUCUUCAAGCACUACUCUUGACAAAAAACAUACAUCCACCUCCCCAGAUCCCAGCAGUAAGCGUAAGAUGGCUGCAACACUCCAUGGCCCUCCACCUACAGGUUCUACUGCUGCAACAGGCUCACCAGGCAAGAGACCAGCCAUGCCGCGGGAGCAGAAGGAUGAGACUGACGGAAGCUGGUGUCAGACACAAGUACCUGAGGCAGUGGCAGAGAGGUCAGUGGUAGCAGCAGCAACAGUCACUCCAGCAAUUCUCCCUGGAGCUGGGGUGGAUGUAGGACUAGGAGUUACAUUAAGGGGUGAUGCUAGUCCCAUGGGUAGACGGGAUAGGGAUGUCAGAAGAACCGACAGACAUAGUGCUGAGUUUAGCAUAGCAAGGGCAGGUCCUGCAGCAGGACAGGGCUGUUAUUCAGUAGGCAGCUCUGCUAGCUUGGGUCGUCAUGCCACACCAUAUAACCCGGAUGUUGGGUCAGCAGGGUUGGGGAUGGCAGGGAGCUAUGGGAGUCCAUACAGCUCCCUGUAUACAAGUGGAGGAGGUGUAGGUAUGUAUGGGACUGGGCUACAGCAUGGAGGAGGUGGGAGCUGCGCUACAACCGACUGGCAAAUGGACAGUGUGAUUGAGCAGAUAGAAAAGCAAAUGGCUGCCGUGCUGGAAAAGAUUGAGGGAGACAUGCCCUCAUUGUUAGAACAAAUCAGUGACUGCCCAGCUGAAGCACCACGUGCCCGGAGCACACACGCCUCGCCCGCCACCUCCCGCGCACGCUCCACACAACAUUCUUCGACUGCGACCUCAGCCACUCCUCCGCCUCUUCCAACGUCUCCCAGGCCUGCACUACCAUCUCUCCCUCGCUUAACUAUCCCGCCUCCCUCCUAUCCCCCACCCUCCCCACCCACACAAUCCUCACCCAAGGCUGUGGGAGAGCAGGAAGACAGGGACGGACAGAGGGAUGCUGCUCGUUCUGGCCAGUCCCCAAGAGCUGGGAUGGGUAGGGGCCUAUGAAGCAGGUGUGCAUGAUGCAAUACACAUUACCUGGAACAUUGGAUUUAAAGUUUAAACUUGAUGGUUUAAAGACUCAGAAGUGUCAUCCACGUACUCCUCACAUGAAAAGUAACCAUGCAAUGUUGUUUGGUUUGGCUGUGUAUUCAUACUGAGAAUACUGGUAAAGAGAAAUAUCACUAUGGUGUUCAAAUCCUCUCUAUUGACUUGAGAAGUGUAUUGUAUGAAAAGAGAAAGAUCUCAAAAGUUUGUUUGCAUCUCAAAUCCAGAUUGUAUGCAUGAAUGCUUACCACACAACCUCACUCAUAAUGGAAUCCAAGCACUCAGCAGUUUGCAAAUUAUGAAUCUACACAACAGCAACAACAACAGUA
This is a messenger RNA of Larimichthys crocea (large yellow croaker), 3077 nucleotides long. It is a transcript of the gene camkvl, whose product is annotated as CaM kinase-like vesicle-associated, like. The transcript is spliced from 11 exons. Gene Ontology annotation, biological process: protein phosphorylation. Bases 274 to 2709 code for a protein of 811 amino acids. Gene Ontology annotation, molecular function: protein kinase activity; ATP binding. The record is from RefSeq and is a predicted model, not a curated record. Lineage: Eukaryota; Metazoa; Chordata; Actinopteri; Sciaenidae.